CAUUUGUACAAUUUGGAUCAAUAUAAGUUUUAAAUGAAUAUCAGAAUGAUGCUUUCUCUAUUGAUCUUAAAUAUGAUGAUGCUUGAAUUCAAAAAGAUAAUUUUUAGUUAAAUAUCAAUGUGUAUGUAUUGCACAAUCAGAAGAUACAUUUGAAUAUUACUCGUAAGGUAAUAUCUAUUGGACCCUAAUUGGAUUAAUAAGGGUAAUUUAUUGUUAAAUAUUAAUACAUAGGAAUUGCAUUAUACAAUUUGAAUUAAUAAUAAGAUGUAAUCCGAUGUUAGAAUGAAGCUAAGGUAUUGCAAUAUAGAAUUUGAUUUAAUCUGAAGAUGCAAUUCAAUGUAAGAAUGAAGCUAUAUACAGAUCUGUUGAUGCAUUGAUUAAUGCAUUAUACAAUUUCAAUUAAUUUGAAGAUGCAAUAGGGCAAUUUAUUGUUUAACAUUAAUGCAUAGGUAUUGCAUUAUACAAUUUUUAAGAUGAAAUUUAAUGUCAGAUAUCUAAUAACUCUAAUGAUAUUGAUUCAUGGAUUAAUAAGGGUAAUUUUUAUGGUUAAAUGUUAAUAUAUGGAUACUAAAAUUUUACAAUUUGAAUUAAUAUGAAGUUGUGAUUCAAUGUUAGAAUGAAGCUAGGUAAUUUAUUGUUAAAUAUUAAUUUAUCUC
Molecule: messenger RNA, 656 nt
Organism: Paramecium octaurelia
Lineage: Eukaryota; Ciliophora; Oligohymenophorea; Peniculida; Parameciidae
Source: the annotation of a GenBank genome assembly